Molecule: messenger RNA, 5914 nt
Organism: Styela clava
Lineage: Eukaryota; Metazoa; Chordata; Ascidiacea; Stolidobranchia; Styelidae
Source: RefSeq, a predicted model, not a curated record
AUGCUUUCACUAAAAGCGAUUUUAUUCGGCUUUGCCGCCUUCUCAUGUGUUUUCGUGAUUGCUUCGUCAAAUGCAGAAAACGAUGGAAUAAAGAAAAGAUCGAUAACAAAUAAUGAUAUGAACCUGGAGGUUAUUGGCGUUAACAGUCGCAGUUCGAGUUACGAUGACAUCGAACUUCCCAUGUACACGUUCCGGGUGUCUAUGGACAACCGCGGCGACGAUUCGGUCAAGGUAUCUCAUCAUAUUAACGUCCCGGAUGGGGUAGAGGUUCGGUCUUUUACGUUGGACGUUUCUGAAAAUGCAACAAGGCAAAAAAGAAGUACCGGGCAGCAAUAUCCCUCUCAGACGGUUGGAGGAAUUUACAAUAUACAGAGUGGUGAAGUGAGCAAUUCCGUUAUGAAGUACAUUAACCACCCCAAUGAAGUUGCUGAACCUAAUUCGAAAACCUUUCAUAAACUCGGAUCAAGCAUUGUGGUGUUCGGAGGCAAUAUAGUAGCAGGUGAAAUAUAUUCUCCUAACUACCCGAACAAUUACCCCAACGGUGCUGAUAUAUUUUGGUUAAUUGCAUAUCCGACUGAAAAUGUUGUUCGUCUUGAUAUGUUGGACUAUGACAUGGAGGAGUGCUGUGACCAUCUUAUCAUUUAUGACGGUAUGAACAAGACUGCGCCAGUUUUAGCAACUUUCGACGGGACAUUCAUUGGACACGUUUCUUCAAUUGUAAGCACUGGAGAAGCCAUGUUUCUGCGUUUCACUUCAGAUUGUUUGGUUUCUGGAAAAGGAUUUCGAGCGUCUUAUAUCAACAUACCAUCAGCGGAUCCAAAUCCCAGUACUACUGCUCAAACACCUGCGACGUGCGGCUCCGUACAAUUGACAAGUGGUAAUUCAGGCUUUGUCUUGUCACCUAACUACCCCGGGCAAUAUGGUAACGGCAUGAAUUGCACUUGGUCAGUGCAGACAUAUUAUGGUACUCGGGUGCAGUUUGCAGUAGAAUAUUUCAACACACAGUACUACGACAGACUUUACAUAUACAAUGGAUCGCCUUAUAACCCCGGAAGCUAUAUAACCACCUUGUAUGGCAAUGUUUAUAGUGGAUACAGCGUGAGGGCAAAUUCAAACAAAGCAUUUCUUGUUUUUAGUUCAGAUUAUUCAUCGUCAUCUUACAAUGGCUUCAAUAUUUCAUAUGAAGGGAUAAAUUAUCAGGAGCCGACUACAACUAGUCGUCCAGAGGAAACUACUAAUUCAUAUUUUAGUCCGCAAUGCACUGGAACUCAAUACAUAAACACUAAUGUCGACAUAUACUCUCCCGGAUACUAUUACCCACAAUGGUACCCCAACAAUGCCUAUUGUCAGUGGAGGGUACAAGCACCGAAUGGGUACGGAAUUAUUUUACAUUCACACUAUUUCUCAAUUGAAAACUCUUCAGAUUGGGUGCGCUUCUACAGUGGAUAUGGGACAAGUUACUACAGCCUGAUAGGUGAAUACACGGGUGAUAUCUAUGGCCACCCGAAUCUUGCAUCUAUUCCAUCACAAUAUGCAACUCUGACCUUUCAAUCUGAUAACUAUGGAACAGAUCGAGGAUUCAACGUAGAAUUUUGGACUUAUCAUAUCUCCGCCACGACAGUAACAACGCCGGAAGAAAGUACAACAACAAAUGUAACAUAUUUUAGUCCACAGUGCAGCGGAAUUACGUAUGUUUGGGGAUCUCCUAAUAUAUUAUCUCCGGGAUACAAUUAUCCGAAUUGGUAUCCCAACAAUGCCGAUUGCCAAUGGAGAAUCCAAGCAUCCAAUGGAUACAACGCCUUGCAAUUUCAGACUCAUUAUUUCUCUGUUGAAUACUCUUACGACUGGGUGAAAAUUUACAACGGAUAUGGAAAUUAUUCUUCACAACUCAUUGCACAUCUCACAGGUUAUAUACCCGCACACACGUACAUCGCUACUUCAUCCUCACCUUAUGCAACGUUGCACUUUCAGUCAGAUUCUAUUAUACCUGAUAGUGGAUUUUACAUCCAUGUAUAUUCAACAAAUAUCUACCCAUCAAACGUUACAACUGCUCCCCCUGUUACCACACAGUCCAUGCUCAAUAGUUCAUGCGGGACAAGUUCUUUAGCUGGUUACUACGGAUAUAUUUCAUCGCCUGGUUACCCGUCGUAUUACUAUGGAAACGAUCUUGAAUGCCAGUGGUCUGUACAAACACCUUAUGGUACAUUUGUUAGAAUGAGGAUACAAUCAUUCUCGUUGGGAAGUGGUGACUAUUUGAACGUUUACGACGGCUAUUCUGCAAACAGUACACUCAUAGCAAAUCUGUGGGGAUAUGUUUCAUAUGGUUACAUUAUCGAUUCUUCGUCAAAUUUUGCCUUCCUUCGUUUUAUAACAAAUUCAUACUCAGUGUCGAGAGGUUUUAACAUCCGAUAUGAUGCAGAGUAUUCGACGUCUACAACAGAAGCGCCAACUCAAUCGACUGACUGUGGGGACACCUUAUACGGAAACAGUGGCACGAUUACUUCGCCAAAUUAUCCAGGAAGUUACGAAAAUUCCCUCGAUUGCACCUGGACCAUUCAUGUUUCUUCUUGGUAUUGUAUUCUAUUUGUAGUAGAGUAUUUUCACACAGAAAGUGUUCACGACUACGUCCAUAUAUAUGAUGGUACACCGGAACAACCAGGUUCGCAGCUGGCCUAUUUGAGCGGGUACUACGGAAACUCCAGUUCCCAAAUAAAGGCCAAUAACAACAGCGCUUAUAUUAAUUUCCACACUGACGGUUCAGUUGUUAAACCGGGUUUCAGCACACAGUAUUCGACAGUGAAUUGUGAUUAUGUUGUCACGGGUGCAACUCCAACAGAAGGGACCCCAAUAGAAGCAACUACGUAUUGGUGGCGUCAGUCAAAUGAGAGAAAUAAUCAAGAUGAAAACGAAGGAAGUUCCAACAUAAUUGGGAGAGACCUUUGGAAAGGUGCAAAGAACAGACCAAUAAGAAAUCGUCCACUAGGGGAAAUGGAAAAAAUGAACCUGGGGGUUAUUGGCGUUAACAGUCGCAGUUCGAGUUACGAUGACAUCGAACUUCCCAUGUACACGUUCCGGGUGUCUAUGGACAACCGAGGCGACGAUUCGGUCAAGGUAUCUCAUCAUAUUAUCGUCCCGGAUGGGGUAGAGGUUCGGUCUUUUACAUUGGACGCUCCUGAAAAUGCAACAAGGCAAAAAAGAAGCACCGGGCAGCAAUAUCCCUCUCAGACGGUUGGAGGAAUUUACAAUAUACAAAGUGGUGAAGAGAGCAAUUCUGUUAUGAAGUAUAUUAACCACCCCAAUAAAGUUGCUGAGCCUAAUUCGAAAACAUUUCAUAAACUCGGAUCAAGCAUUGUGGUGUUCGGAGACAAUGUAGUAGCAGGUGAAAUAUAUUCUCCUAGCUAUCCGAACAAUUACCCCAACGGUGCUGAUGUCUCUUGGUUAAUUGCAUAUCCGACUGAAAAUGUUGUUCGUCUUGAUAUGCUGGACUAUGACAUGGAAGAGUGCUGUGACCAUCUUAUCAUUUAUGACGGUAUGAACAAGACUGCGCCAGUUUUAGCAACUUUCGACGGGACAUUCAUUGGACACGUUUCUUCAAUUGUAAGCACUGGAAAAGCCAUGUUUCUGCGUUUCACUUCAGAUUGUUUGGUUUCUGGAAAAGGAUUUCGAGCGUCUUAUAUAAACAUACCAUCAGCGGAUCCAAAUCCCAGUACUACUGCUCAGACACCUGUGACGUGCGGCUCCGUACAAUUGACAAGUGGUAAUUCGGGAUUCGUCUCGUCACCUAACUAUCCCAGACAGUACGAUAACGGAAUGAAUUGCACUUGGUCAGUGCAGACAUAUUAUGGUACUCGAGUGCAAUUCACAGUAGAAUAUUUUAACACACAGUACUACGACAGACUUUACAUAUACAAUGGAUUGCCUUCUAACCCCGGAAGCUAUAUAACCACCUUAUAUGACAGUGUUUAUAGUGGAUACAGCGUGAGGGCAAAUUCAAACAAAGCAUAUCUUGUUUUCAGCUCAGAUUAUUCAUCGUCAUCUUACAAUGGCUUCAAUAUUUCAUAUGAAGGGAUAAAUUAUCAGGAGCCGAUUACAACUAGUCGUCCAGGGAAACUACGAAUUCAUAUUUUAGUCCAUUGGGUUCGAUUCUACAGCGGAUAUGAAACCAGUUACUAUAACUUGAUAGGUGAAUACACGGGUGAUAUCUAUGGCCACCCAAAUCUCGCAUCUAUCCCAUCACAAUAUGCAACUCUGACCUUUCAAUCUGAUAACUAUGGAACAGAUCGAGGAUUCAACGUAGAAUUUUGGACUUAUCAUAUCUCAGCCACGACCGUAGCAACGCCGGAAGAAAGUACAACAAAUGUACCAUAUUUUAGUCCACAGUGCAGCGGAAUUACGUUUGUUUCGGGAUCUUCUUAUAUAAUAUUAUCUCCGGGAUACAAUUAUCCGAAUUGGUAUCCCAACAAUGCCGAUUGCCAAUGGAGAAUCCAAGCACCCAAUGGAUACAGCGCCUUGCAAUUUAAGACUCUUUAUUUCUCCAUUGAAUACUCUUACGACUGGGUAAAAAUUUACAACAGUUAUGGAACUGAUUCUUCACAACUCAUUGCACAUCUCACAGGUUAUAUAUCCGGACACACGUACGUUGCUACUUCAUCCUCACCUUACGCAACGCUGCACUUUCGGUCAGACUAUACCGGAACUGAUCGUGGAUUUUACAUUCAUGUGUAUCAAACAAAUAUCUACCCAUCAUCUGAAACAACUGCCUUACCUGUUACCACGCAGUCAUUGCUCAAUAGUACAUGCGGGACAAUUUCUUUAGCUGGUUACUACGGAUAUAUUUCAUCGCCUGGUUAUCCGUCGUAUAACUAUGGAAACGAUCUUGAAUGCCAGUGGUUUGUACAAACACCUUAUGGUACAUUUGUUAGAAUGAGGAUACAAUCAUUCUCGUUGGGAAGUGGUGACUAUUUGAACGUUUACGACGGCUAUUCUGCAAACAGCACACUCAUAGCAAAUCUGUGGGGAUAUGUUUCAUACAGUUACAUAAUCGAUUCCUCGUCAAAUUUCGCCUUUCUUCGUUUUAUAACAAAUUCUUACUCAGUAUCGACAGGUUUUAACAUUCGAUACGAUGCAGAGUAUUCGACGUCUACAACAGAAGCGCCAAUUCAAUCGACUAACUGUGGUGACACCUUAUACGGAGACAGUGGCACGAUUACUUCGCCAAGUUAUCCAGGAAAUUACGGAAAUUCCCUCGAUUGCACAUGGACCAUUCAUGUUUCUUCUUGGUAUUGUAUUCUAUUCGUAGUAGAGUACUUUCACACAGAAAGUGGUCACGACUACGUUCAUAUAUAUGAUGGUACACCGGAACAACCAGGUUCGCAGCUGGCCUAUUUGAGCGGGUACUACGGAAACUCCAGUUCCCAAAUAAAGGCCAAUAACAACAGCGCUCAUAUUACUUUCCACACUGACGGUUCAGUUGUUCAACCGGGUUUCAGCAUACAGUAUUCGGCAGUGAAUUGUGAUUAUGUGGUCACGGGUGCAACUCCAACAGAAGGAACUCCAAUAGCAGCAACUACAUAUUGGUGGCGUCAGUCAAAAGAGAGAAAUAAUCCGGAUGAAAAUGAAGGAAGUUCUAAUAUAAUUGGGAGAGACCUUUGGAAAGGUGCAAAGAACAGACCAAUAAGAAAACGUCAACAAGGGGAAAUGCAAAAACCCUAAAGCGAUGACCCAAUACGCAGUUGGCAAUUUGUAAUAAUAUGCCUAGAGUGUAGUGAGUUGUAAUUUUAACUCAACUUUUGAGCCUGUAGCGUUUUUUUUUUAUUAUAUUUGACCAAUCCUUUUUUUUUUAAUUUUUCAUCUUUAUUGUUUGAUAUGUAACCUUUAGGAAUGAAUCGUAAUGCAUCAUAGAAGCAAGAGAACA